UAUGGAAUAAGGGGUAAUCUCAAAAGCUGGAUAACUACUUGGCUAACAUGUAGAGAACAAUCUGUUGUAGUAGAUGGAGUAUCUUCUCCUGCAGUCCAUGUGUCAUCUGGUGUUCCCCAGGGGACAGUCCUAGGUCCCCUAAUGUUUCUUCUCUAUAUAAAUGAUAUUGGGGAUAACUGCAGUUCUGCUAUACGAUUAUUUGCUGAUGAUACCUUCCUCUAUAGUAUCAUUGAAUCGACUCUGGACGCUGGUCAACUCCAACUUGAUCUUUCUACAAUUGAACAAUGGGCAAAAAAAUGGCUCAUGCAAUUUAACCCCAGCAAAUGUUUUGUUAUGAGAGUCACCAGGAAAUCUCAUCCAAUAAUUUUCGAUUACAAGCUGAUGGGUCAUACUUUGGAGUCUGCGUCACACUAUCCAUACCUUGGGGUGGAAUUGUCAAGUUCACUAGACUGGAGUCAUCAUAUUGAUAUGAAGACUAAUAAGGCAAACAGAUCUUUGGAUUUCUUAAAAAGGAAUCUUGGAAAAUGUCCUGAAUCUAUCAAAGAACUGUCAUAUAAAUCCUUAGUUCGACCGCAUCUCGAGUACGUAAGCGCAGUCUGGGACCCCUGGAAGGACAAACACGUAAAUCAAAUUGAAGCUUUUCAAAGAAGAUCUGCACGUUUUGUAAAAAAUUGUUGGGAGCGUAAACCAGGGACUGUAUCAAAUCUUCUAAAUGAUUUGGACUGGCCUCCAUUACAGAAAAGAAGAAAGUCUGCACGUUUAACCAUGUUCUACAAGAUUCUCCAUGGCGAAGUCCAGAUGGAACUCCCAAAUUAUAUCAAGAGGAAAAACCGUCAAUUAAGAUCAUAUCAUAAGGAUAAAUUCAUAGAAAUAAAACCGAACACUGAAACGUAUAAGAAUUCAUUUUAUUGUAGAACAAUCAAAGACUGGAACUCCUUACCAAAUAGUGUUUUAGGAAUUGAUAAAUUAAUUAAUUUUAAAGAUGCAAUUAGAGGAAUUUAACCUUUAACAUAUAU
Messenger RNA from Stylophora pistillata, 1016 nucleotides. RefSeq lists its product as uncharacterized. The record is from RefSeq and is a predicted model, not a curated record. NCBI's taxonomy places the organism in Eukaryota, Metazoa, Cnidaria, Anthozoa, Scleractinia, Pocilloporidae.